UGCGCGCAUGCGCCGGGCUUGGACCGACACUGACCAUCAAAGAUUAUAGAGGAGCUUUGCUGACCACCUGGCCCCGUCGCUGCUCAGGACACAGCCUCACUCGCCCCCGCUGUCGGCUCCACAUCGCAUGGUAACUUCGCCGUCUCUGUGUCUUACCCCCAGUCUAUGAGAAUACUGCCUAAGACUAAGCUUGACAGCUGAUGAUUUCCUCCAUUCUGUCCAGUUUCUUGCCGUUGUUGCGAAGAGCACCAACACUGUCCGUGCUACGAUGGAACUCAGCAAAGGAAUUUCUUGAUAUCAAGCCUACUACUUUGUUGUAUUUGAUUGCCGAGAAAAAGGGCUUUGUGGACCUGCCUGCUGUGGUUGAAGAUGAUUUAGAGGAACAGUUUGUCCGAGGACAUGGCCCAGGAGGUCAGGCGACCAACAAGACCAAUAACUGUGUUGUGCUCAAGCAUGUUCCCUCUGGAAUUGUAGUGAAGUGCCAUCAAACCAGGUCGGUGGAUCAGAACAGAAAAAUUGCCAGAUCAAUUUUGCAAGAAAAACUAGAUGUCUAUUAUAAAGGAAUAAACAGUGAAGUUUUGAAGGAAAGAAAAGAACAACAGUGGAAAAAACAAGAGAAAAAAAGGAAAGCAAAAGACAAUUUGGAAAGAAAAAAACAAUUUAAAGACCUUUUAAAAGAAUCUCCAGAUGCCACUUAGCUAAAGCAUCUUAAUAAAGAGUGAUUUCUUUAUAAGCA
This is a messenger RNA of Leucoraja erinaceus (little skate), 736 nucleotides long. It is a transcript of the gene mtrfr, whose product is annotated as mitochondrial translation release factor in rescue. The coding region runs from base 201 to 698 and encodes 165 amino acids. The record is from RefSeq and is a predicted model, not a curated record. NCBI's taxonomy places the organism in Eukaryota, Metazoa, Chordata, Chondrichthyes, Rajiformes, Rajidae. Gene Ontology annotation, biological process: translational termination. Gene Ontology annotation, cellular component: mitochondrion. The transcript is spliced from 3 exons. Gene Ontology annotation, molecular function: translation release factor activity.